AUUCAUCCAGUUAUUGUUUUAUUAUCGAAAAUGUAUAGAUCUUUUAUAUAACUGCCCCUUUUUAUAAAAUAGAUCUUGGCGAUGGAUGCUACCUCAAAAAAUGGUCGUGAUCUAAUCAUGUUCGCACGGAAUGGUUUUACAGAUCAAGUGCGAUCUUUAUUGCAAGCUGGUGUGAAUGCUAAUAUUCAAACGCAAACGGGGGAUACACCUUUGUCAUACGCUUGUGAGAAUGGUCAUGAUGAAGUCGUUAAGCUGUUACUGCAAUAUGGCGCUGAUCUGGAACAUAGAUCAGAGGGUGAUAGAACUCCACUUAUGAGAGCGUGCAGAGCAAGUCAUCUGCAGAUAGUUGAAUUCCUCAUUUCAAUGGGUGCUGAUGUUAAUCGACGAACAAAUGAUGAUCAUACUCCUCUUUCAUUGGCAUCCAUGAAAUUGCUGCCAUUUUGAUGAUCAUGAUGCCAUUUUGACAUAAUAGACCUGCUUAAAGCAAAAUCUUCCCAAAAUUUUAAGGUAUGUUGUAUUUGAAAUAUUUAGAUAAAAAUAUGAUGAAGUAUCAAUAUUUAUAUAACUUUCAUUAAUAUGUAAUCUAAUGUAUUAUAGGAUAACUCCACCAUACUGAUAGAAGGGGCAAAAAGUGAUCAAUCUUCAAAUUCUCAUUCCAUGAGUGCCAUCCAGAGCACAUCCGCAUUAACAAUAUUACCACAACAACAACAGCAGCAGUAUAGUUAUCAAUAUAUACCUAACCGUCAGCAAAGAUGCAUGCCAAAUCUUC
Molecule: messenger RNA, 769 nt
Organism: Formica exsecta
Lineage: Eukaryota; Metazoa; Arthropoda; Insecta; Hymenoptera; Formicidae
Product: ankyrin repeat domain-containing protein 17-like
Exons: 2
Coding region: 82-444 (120 amino acids)
Biological process (GO): innate immune response
Cellular component (GO): cytoplasm
Molecular function (GO): protein binding
Source: RefSeq, a predicted model, not a curated record